This is a messenger RNA of Xyrauchen texanus (razorback sucker), 1143 nucleotides long. It is a transcript of the gene gp9, whose product is annotated as glycoprotein IX (platelet). The record is from RefSeq and is a predicted model, not a curated record. The coding region runs from base 138 to 860 and encodes 240 amino acids. The transcript has 2 exons. Gene Ontology annotation, molecular function: protein binding. NCBI's taxonomy places the organism in Eukaryota, Metazoa, Chordata, Actinopteri, Cypriniformes, Catostomidae.
CAAACACUGCCUGCAACAUGGAGUGAUGCUUUACCGGACCAAUAAUUGCUAGAUAAAACAAUUAUUGAUUUAGUCUACCACCAGGAAAACUAUUUGAAAUCCCCAAAUUUUGUAGAUCACAUGCUAAUAAGUACAGGAUGCUGUUUGGUCCAGUGUUGACUGCCCUUUUCCUAUGUGGAUUGUUUGCACACACCAGCUGCGACUCCUGCAGGUACAUGACUUUACCAUUUAAAGGUGUGAGGGUGGACUGUAGCUCGCAGGGCUUGAGAUCCAUCCCUCAACUUCCUACAAACAUCACAGAACUGCUGCUGCAACACAACCAGCUGAUCAGCAUCACUCCAGGACACUUCGACAAGCUCCACAACCUGCGGCUGCUCGACUUAUCUGGCAAUCCUUUCAACUGUGACUGCAGUAUCCAGUACUUAACAUACUGGCUGAAGAGAAAUAAAGCGAUUUCCGUGAUGCCUGUGUGUGCUAGUCCUGCAGAACUCGCUCGUAGGUCCAUUGAUGGGCUCAAUGAUGCCGAUUUCUUCACCUGUGUGUCUGAUAACUGCUCUGGAAGGAUGUAUAAUGCAGUGUUAUGUUUCAUGCUUUGCUUCCUCAUUGGUUUGCUGCUGUGGUGCCUGAAACUAGCCAGAAACUCGAUGUUCACUCUGGGAAUUGAUGAGAGACACUCUGGAUUUGAAGCUGAAUCUCUUCGGUCUCUCAAACCCAAACACAGAGCGAAGGCCAGACGCAGUAUUGUGUCAUUGAUGACAGGAAGUGAGGACAUAGACAAACCAUUACUUAACAUGGACAUUCUGCCUCAGAUACUGGACGUCCUGCACAAGCAACACAACAUCAAGAUUAAAGUACCAUGAAGGACUAAACCACAUUCUGGGCUUGCUUUCUUCACCUGUGUGUAAAUCAUAUACUUUAUCAAAAUGUGGCCAUAUUCCAAUUAUGUAAAUGCAUUUACCUGAUUGCCAUAACCAGAUUAAGCCAAUAUUCUGGUUUCUAGAAAUCUGAAUAAGAUUCUGAAUAAGCUCACGCGUGCCUUUAUAAAUCAGAGUUGUUGGUGUCGACAUCUUAUUCAGAAUUUUUACUAUGAAAAUGCAUUAUAUAUAUAUAUAUAUAUAUAUAUAUAUAUAUAUAUAGACGACA